GGAGAGCCUAGAAAAUAAGAAGAGAUCAGUCAGCUACACCCCUUCCAUUGGUGUCUCAACAAUACCUAGAAGUGUAGACUUGUAGAGAACCCCACCCCUCCGGAAAAAAAAAAAAGAAAAAAAAAAUCCAGAAAUCUCCGGCGAUGUUGAGGCAAAGGCUGUGGACCCCACUCUCCUCCGCCGUUCUCCGGCGAGCCCUGUCUUCCACAAUCGAAUUCUCCGCCGGAGCUCAGUCUCGCUCUCGUUUCUCUCCCUGCUCCGACAACUCCAGGCUCUUCUUCCUCCCCAGCGGCCGACCUGAUUUUCUCGGGAAAUUCCAAUUUUCCGGGAAAAAUUUUCUCAGCUCCCAAACUGCCCUCAACCUCGACGCGAAGUGCUGGAAUUGCAACGCCGCGGCUGAGGCGGCGCUGUUUCUCUUCUGUCCGUCUUGCCGCUGCAUUCAGCCGGUGGAUCAGUCGGUCGAUUACUUCCAAAUAUUCGGAUUGGAGAAAAAGUACAAUGUUGAAGAUGACAAUCUGGAGGGAAAAUACAAGAACUGGCAAAAAAAGUUGCAUCCAGAUUUAGUUCAUUCGAAAUCAGAGAAAGAAAGAGAAUAUGCUGCUGAGCAGUCUGCUCGGGUGAUCGAUGCAUACCGCACGCUUAGCAAGCCUUUGUCAAGAGCAAUCUAUAUUAUGAAGCUCGAAGGUGUCAAUGUCGAUGAAGAAGAAACAAUUUCAGACUUUGAAUUUCUUACUGAGAUGAUGGAAAUCAGGGAAGCUGUGGAGGAGGCAGCUGACUCUCAGGCUUUAAAUCAGAUUCGGUCUGAGAUGCAAGAGAAAGUCAAAAACUGGUCUGACUUAUUUGCAAAUGCAUUCCAAAAUCGAAAUUUUGGAGAAGCUGUUAAAGCUACACGGAGAAUGACUUACUAUGAGCGAGCCAUUGAAGAAAUUGUAAAAAAGCUCUAAUAAGGCUCUUGCUGGCCUAUUGCUCAUUUUUGCCAUCAGUCAGCUUUGUGCUCCUGUCCCAAAAUUUCAACCACUAGACUCACUAGCAAUGACUUUUAGGUAAGACUUCGAUCCAAGACCUGUUAAGGGGUUCCGGAAAGGAAUCGGUAUUCAGGAAUUUAAGGAAAUCUUUAGUAUCAUAGAUUAAAUUAUCAUCAGUUUCUUGGCAAACCAUGGUGGAGAGAUAUGGAUUAUCUACUUAAAAAUUGUACUUGUAAUUUUACUAGGCAUGUUGAGACUGGGGAAGGGCAUUAUUCACCACCAUGCAUGUCUAUGAUCCUUCAGUCCUCUCUAAGUUUUUGGUCAAAUGCUUGUAAAGAAUGAAAGCUAGUUUCCCCAUUCCUUGUAAACAAAAGUUAAAUUUUUAGGUGAUAUAUGUUCUUGUCUUAUUAGUUUUA
This is a messenger RNA of Morus notabilis, 1381 nucleotides long. Its product is annotated as iron-sulfur cluster co-chaperone protein HscB, mitochondrial. The record is from RefSeq and is a predicted model, not a curated record. Gene Ontology annotation, biological process: [2Fe-2S] cluster assembly; protein complex oligomerization. Gene Ontology annotation, molecular function: protein-folding chaperone binding; ATPase activator activity. The coding region runs from base 144 to 944 and encodes 266 amino acids. NCBI's taxonomy places the organism in Eukaryota, Viridiplantae, Streptophyta, Magnoliopsida, Rosales, Moraceae. The transcript is spliced from 9 exons.